UGGAUCUCGAAUCGCGAUGACCGUCCCCUCCCUGGAGGAGCUGGACUCUUUCAAGUACAGUGACCUGCAGAACUUAGCCAAGAGUCUGGGCCUCCGGGCUAACCUGAGGGCAGACAAGUUAUUAAAAGUCUUGAAAGCCCACCUUAAACAUGAAGCAGGAAAAGAAAAUGAGAAUCAGGAUGAAAGUCAAACUUCUCCAUUAUCUCAUGAUGAGACUGAGAUACAGAUUAAUAGUCAAGAUCAAGUUGAGAGAAAGCCAGUUGGCCAUGUCACCAAGACAAGGAGAAAGCGCAAGAUGGUCCAUGGGAACCCUGACUUCCAGGUGAAUGGAAAUGAUCAUUCGGAGAUAGAAAUAAAUGAUCCUACUGAAUUCCAGAAUCAUGAAAAGCCGGAGAACCGGGAUCUCAUUACAACAAAAGUUCCUUCUCUGCCAGCUGAGAGCCAAGAAAUUGAGAAUGAAGUUUCCUCAGGAAAAGGUAAUGAAUAUUCAAAGAUACCUUCAGAAAGAAAGAAGCUUCUAUGCACAAAUGAGUUUUCCAAAGCUGGAAAAAAUAAAAGAACUGCAAUCCCUACUCCAAACUUUAAAAAGCUUCAUGAGGCUCGUUUUAAGGAAAUGGAGUCCAUUGAUCAAUAUAUUGAGAGAAAAAAGAAACAUUUUGAAGAACACAAUUCGUUUAAUGAAUUGAAGAAGCAGCCCAUCAAUAAGGGAGGUUUAGUGACUCCAGUAACUCCAAGAGGAAGAUUUUCUGUGACUUAUACUCCUCUCAGCCAGCAGCGCUUGCAUGGCCAGUGUCCUGGCCCUGCAAUUCGGAGCCCCUUGGGUCUGGAAGGUUCAGUCAAGCGCUCUGCUCUGUCUGCAGCUAAAACUAGUGUCAGGUUUUCAGCUGCUACUAAAGAUAAUGAGCAUAAGCGUUCACUGACCAAGACUCCAGCCAGAAAGUCUGCACAUGUGACGAUACCCGGAAGUACCCCAAAAGGCCAGGCUGUGCUUGGGACACACAAUUUAAAGACUACCAAGGGGAAUUCUGUUGCUGCUAUUACCCCAUUCAAACUGACAACUGAGGCAACACAGACUCCAGUCUCCAGUAAGAAACCAGUGUUUGACCUUAAAGCAAGUUUGUCUCGUCCUCUCAACUAUGAGCCACACAAAGGAAAGCUGAAACCCUGGGGACAAUCCAAAGAAAAUAAUUCUCUGAAUGAACAUGGCAACAGAGUUAACUUCCACAAGAAAAAUUAUAAACAACCUCGUCUGCAGACCAGGGAAGAGCAACGGAAGAAACACGAGCAGGCACGAAAGGAGAAGAAAGCAAGGGUUUUGGGAGCACGGAGGGGCCUCAUGGCGAAAGAUUAAUAAUCGUUAACAUCUUGUAAAUAUUUCUUUACUCUGAACUUUUCCUUUUGUAAAUAUUUUUGUACUUCCCCACUUUAGUCAAAAGAUCUUCUCCUGUUGUUUAUUAUCUGUGUAGUGGCCACAGGUUCUUCAUGUGCUACAAUUCUGAAAAGACAUCAUUACCUUAAAGCUCACAAAUUCUUUAAAAUUACCUAAGUCCUCGUACAACUCAGUUUUCUAACGAGACCCAUCCAAGAAAUCCUUAAUCUAGAUUUUUAACAUCAAGUUCCCCCUGCUGGUUCCAAUAUUAACCAAACUGCAGUGCUCUUCUGGGCGACAGCAUUUACCUGACAGCAGUGAGUUAUAUAAGCUUCAGUAAAAUUUGCA
Messenger RNA from Carlito syrichta (Philippine tarsier), 1717 nucleotides. It is a transcript of the gene NUSAP1, whose product is annotated as nucleolar and spindle associated protein 1. The transcript has 11 exons. Bases 17 to 1351 code for a protein of 444 amino acids. Gene Ontology annotation, cellular component: microtubule; nucleolus; mitotic spindle. Gene Ontology annotation, molecular function: microtubule binding. Gene Ontology annotation, biological process: mitotic chromosome condensation; establishment of mitotic spindle localization; mitotic cytokinesis. NCBI's taxonomy places the organism in Eukaryota, Metazoa, Chordata, Mammalia, Primates, Tarsiidae. The record is from RefSeq and is a predicted model, not a curated record.